AUGGCUGGCGCGAUUUUCAUCUGUCACGGGGCGUUCACGGGCAGCAACACGGCUAGUGACGCUGCCCGUGAACGUCCUGCACGUGCUCCUGCGGAUCAUAUGGUGUUUUGUUCUCGUAUAAGGAAUAACAUGUCGGAUAAUAAUAUAAACAGUUUAUUAACUGAAUGGGGAUUGAAUGCAGAAAUAAUUGCAAAUUUCGUAGAUAUUGAAAUAGAGCAAUUGGACAUCUUAACAGAGGAAGAUUUAAAAUUAUUAAUUCCACAAAUAGGACCUCGACGAAAAUUUCAAAAAAAUUUGAAGAAUUAUGUUUGCGAGUUACAAACAGAAGAGCAAGUACAUGUUAUUGACACUAAUCCUAAUAAAAAACUAAAAUCAGAUACAGAACAUCUAAAUAAAAAAGUUGUAACACAACAAGAAACUAUAAUUUUAACAGAGCACAAAUCUCAAAAUGCAGUAGUUCCAACAAAUCAGAGACCUCAAAAUACAAUCAUUACUACUGCGCAGCAAUAUACAAAUGUUGUAGCUGUUGAUCAACAACAUUUAAUCGAUGUAAAUAAUAUUCAGGAUAAUUGCUUAAUUACAAUAUCUGGACCUGACACAGGUUCAGAAUAUAGUGAUGUAUUGUCGAGUGAACUAAUUGAACAUGAUUUGAAUCAUGCAAAUAAUAGUGACAGAUAUGAUCUUGAAGCAUUAUUGAAAAAAUCCGAUGAUGGUUUAUUGUUGCUGCGUUCAUAUAAAAAUGAGGGCAAGUUAAAUAAUGAUUCAUGAAAUAAGCUUGCAAAAAUAAUUGUGAGCAAUGAAUUAAGCUGUAAUAUUAAUAAUAAUAUCACAAGUAACAGAGCAGCUUUUCUAAGUAAUCACGUCAAAAAGUUAUUUCCAAUUGAA
Messenger RNA from Solenopsis invicta (red fire ant), 885 nucleotides. RefSeq lists its product as uncharacterized. The coding region runs from base 1 to 768 and encodes 255 amino acids. NCBI's taxonomy places the organism in Eukaryota, Metazoa, Arthropoda, Insecta, Hymenoptera, Formicidae. The record is from RefSeq and is a predicted model, not a curated record. The transcript has 6 exons.